Staurois parvus is the source of this 660-nucleotide messenger RNA. The record is from the annotation of a GenBank genome assembly. Lineage: Eukaryota; Metazoa; Chordata; Amphibia; Anura; Ranidae.
GACACCUCUGGCCAAGGCAGGUUUUUUUGCACAAUCUUUCGGUCUUAUUCUAGAGGAGCUCAGGGGAUCCUCCUUGUUUAUGACAUCACCAACCGGUGGUCCUUUGAUGGAAUUGACCGAUGGAUCAAAGAGAUAGAUGAGCAUGCUCCAGGGGUCCCUCGUAUCUUGGUGGGAAAUAGGCUGCACUUGGCCUUCAAGCGGCAGGUGCCCACUGAACAGGCUCGGGCCUAUGCCGAGAAGAACGGUAUGACCUUUUUUGAGGUCAGCCCGCUGUGCAACUUCAAUGUGACAGAGUCCUUUACAGAACUGUCUCGAAUAGUGCUCAUGAGGCAUGGAAUGGAAAAGAUAUGGAGGCCAAACAGGGUAUUCAGCCUGCAAGAUCUGUGCUGCCGAUCUAUUGUCUCCUGCACACCAGUCCAUCUUAUCGAUAAGCUUCCUCUGCCAGUGGCCAUUAAGAGCCACCUCAAAUCCUUCUCCAUGGCCAACGGAAUGAAUGCUGUGAUGAUGCAUGGACGUUCCUACUCUGUGGCUGGUGGUGGUGGUGGGGCUGCAGGAAGCGGUGGGGGGAGCAAAGGUAACAGUCUAAAACGAUCCAAAUCCAUUCGGCCACCCCAAAGUCCCCCUCAGAACUGCUCAAGAAGCAACUGCAAGAUCUCCUAG